GCUCGUCAGACCUUCUCUUCCUUCCCGCGGGGCUAUGGAUGGCCUAGUGGUGGGAUUCGGCCAGGAACGCGGGUUGGCGAACUCGCAGCGCUGGGACUCAGGCUUCACCGUGCAUUGUCUCCCCUUCCCGCUUCUAGAAACCAAUGGCGCCUGUUCUGCCUGCGGGGGGCUGGUGGUACCCCUCGUCCUCCCAGACAAGGCGGCCCCGUCCACGCCUGGCGACCCUCCCCGGCCCUGGGACUUCACCUCCGUCGUCGCCCACGCCUCCCUGCCCCUCCCCACCUUCCUGUGUAACGAGGAAGCUCGGGGGGCGUCGGGGCCAGACCCCCUGGAAGUCAGCCUGGCGGACCCUCGGGCCGGCCGGGCCCUCGGCGCACCUCUCAGAGACAGCCUGAAGCACCUCGGCCUGCCCCCGCUGCUGGCUCUGCCCACGCGCUGGCCCCCGGUCCUGGGCGCAGAUGGGGCCCAGGCUCCGGGCCACCUGCCGGGGGCCGAGCGGGCCCCCUGCACCCCAGUGGGUUUCCGCACGCCGGCCGCACUGGCCAGGCACCAGCAGCUGCAGUGCCACCUGCAGGCUCAACGCUGCUUCACCUGCAAGUUCUGCGACAAGGAGUACAGCAGCCUGGGCGCCCUCAAGAUGCAUAUCCGCACACACACGCUGCCCUGCCUCUGCACCGUGUGCGGCAAGGCCUUCUCCAGGCCCUGGCUGCUGCAGGGCCACAUCCGGACCCACACAGGUGAGAAGCCCUACACCUGCCCUCACUGCAGCAGGGCCUUCGCUGACCGCUCCAACCUGCGGGCCCACCUGCAGACGCACUCGGACACCAAGAAAUACCAGUGCAAGCGCUGCGCCAAGACCUUCUCCCGCGUGGCGCUCCUGGCGCGGCACGAGGAGUCCGGCUGCUGCGCCCCCUGAGAGGCGGAGGGGCCGCGGAGCUGGGCGUCCUGGGAGGGCGCUGCCCUUCCCUGCCCACGUGAGGGACUUCUCUCCGGGGACGACUCUCGUCCGGUUGACAGCCUCGUCCACGCCGUUUCCAGCGAGCUCUGGUUCCGGUUCUGUUCCUCCCAGUGACAGCCGGUCGGGAGCCAGUCGUCAGCACGGAAGAUCCCCACGUGAGGCUGACAGCGGGGCUGCCCUGGAUGCCCUCCACUCCGGACCGGCAGUUUGACUUGGGCCGAGCACAUCCGUGUGGGCCACCUGCGUGGGCAGAGCUACCUGGAGGCUCCCCUCCACCUGCCUUUGAUGGCAUCUGGGCCAAGCUGUCUCAUGUCACACGUGCACAGGCGCACACACGCGACAUGCACACACCCUCCCCUCCUCACUAGGCCGUCCUGAGGAUGGGGCAGCGAGGGAGGCCCCGCGGCGGGUGGAUCUGGGGCGAUAAAGAGCCCGCACUCCUGCUGCAACAUCCUCUGAGGCUAUGAGGCUCACCCAGUCCCCUGGGUCCGCAGAGGAGGCCGAGCUCGGACAACCUCUGCUGAGGCAGCCGGGCUCCUGGAUAACGGGACC
Globicephala melas (long-finned pilot whale) is the source of this 1510-nucleotide messenger RNA. It is a transcript of the gene SNAI3, whose product is annotated as snail family transcriptional repressor 3. Gene Ontology annotation, molecular function: DNA-binding transcription factor activity, RNA polymerase II-specific; RNA polymerase II cis-regulatory region sequence-specific DNA binding. Gene Ontology annotation, biological process: regulation of DNA-templated transcription. The record is from RefSeq and is a predicted model, not a curated record. Lineage: Eukaryota; Metazoa; Chordata; Mammalia; Artiodactyla; Delphinidae.